CUCUCUUCUCCGCAGCGGGCUGCCGACCCAGAAAGCAGCCGUCAUUCAUUAGAAAUGGUAUGCGGAUCCGCCGGGGGGCCGGGCGGCACAAACCCCCUCGGUCACCGGAUCGGCGGCAGCUGCUCGGCCCCCCGGUGCUAUUUUCACCCUCAGGAUAAAGUGAUGUGCAGCCGCGGCGCGCCCGCACGGUCCCAGCUACUCCAGUCCGAGCCGAGCAGAGCCAGGAUGAAGUCGACCGGGAGCGAGAGACCGGCGCAGCCCGACGGAUUCACCUCAGACCUGGACGAUAUGGACAGCGACAGCUCCGACGGAAAGUCCACCGGAGGCUGCAGCCCGCGCGCAGAACCGGGGGAGGUGAGCGGAGGCGGAUCCCGUGCCGGAGUAACGAGGCGGAGGAGAAGGCGGAGGCGCAGGAGUGACGGUGGGGACGUGCGUCUCCCCGGAGUGAGCCAUCAGAGGCAGGCGGCAAACGCGCGGGAGCGGGACCGGACACACAGCGUGAACACCGCCUUCACGGCGCUCCGCACGCUCAUCCCCACCGAGCCCGCGGACAGGAAGCUGUCCAAGAUAGAGACCCUCCGCCUGGCCUCCAGCUACAUCUCCCACCUGGCCAACGUGCUGCUGCUGGGGGAGGACUGCCUGGACGGACAGCCCUGCCUCCGCUACCAGAGCAUCCUGCACGGCCCCGCCGCGCUCAGACCCAUCUGCACUUUCUGCCUCAGCAACCAGAGGAAACUGCUCAGAGAUGGAGGGAAGCACUCGGCUGCGGUGUGAGGUGAGGCUGCUGCGGACAGACGAGGACUCCACCUCCGUGUUGUUUACACCUGAAGGACUUUGUACAUAAACAUGAAUUAUUUAUUUUUUGGAUUAGAGUAGAAAUCAGAUUGAACACUGAGAAGCACUUUCUGUUCACGUCCGUCCGUGUGCCUCUGAACCUCUUGUGUUUUGGUUGAGCUGUAACCUGAGCCCAUGUGUAAAGUUGCACCUGACGGGGGGGCUAUUUCAGUCCCACCAAUAGUAUAAACUACCCCCCCCCCCCACCACCACCACCUCAUGUCCAACGCCUAAAAAAAAAAGCUUUGCUUCAGUCCCAUGAAGGAAACUGAAGAGCAGCUCCUGCAGCGGUCGCUGUCAGUUUAGGGACAUGAAUGCUGCCUUCAGGUGCUGUCAGAGAUAAUAGUUUGUUAACUUCUCUAUCGCCCCCGGUGGUGAUCAGUGGACACUGCAACGCACACAGAAACUGUAUCAUGAACUUAUUUUUCACAGCCGCUUAUUCUAGUUACACGACUACUCAAACUGCACUUCUGUAACGUUUGCAAUGUUUAAGAUGCAACAACCGUUCAAAUCGAAGAAUUACGCAGCCAAGUGAGCGAUAAUUACAACGGCAUUCCCUUUCCUUUUUAAAUCUCAGAACUAAGCAGAGGAUAUUACAUGAGGAUGUUUUUUUUUGUUUGGUUUGCUUAAUCGAGUAAUUUAAGACGAACUCAGGGGAAGAUUUGAUGUAGCUUUACGUUCAGAUGGUGCAUCGUUGAGUCCUUACUUUACUUUUCGGGACGCCGCACAGACUUGCAAAGAGCUGUGAAUACUUUUAAACGCCCUGAAAGCCAAUUAAUGGAAUGAGAGGAAGUAUUGAGUUUACGUUUGAAAAUGGUGUGCAGAAAAGCUUUCUGGGGAGAAGAUGCAUGAUCAGGGGCGUUCUCACAUCAGCUCACUCUGACUUUCUGCAGAAAAAGUCUGGCAGAAGAAACUCUGGAUAAAGUCUUGUUGCGUUCACACAUGCAGCUCCACGGUGAAAAUCUCAGGAGUUUUGUGCAGGUGUGAACAAGGCUUUUAUGUACCUGUUGGAAAACAGGAAUAUAGAAUUUACCGAUUGGGUGUUUAGCCAGUUUUGAAGCUGAAACUUCCCCAGAAAUAAGCAAUUAAGUUCAGAAUUCAGAAACCAAAAACUGACUGGGAGGCUACUUUUUCAUUUUUCAUCUUUUAGCUGUUUCCUGAUGAAAUAUGAUGAUAAACAUCAACGGUGUGGUGAAAUGUUUACAUUUGCAAUCUUGCACAAUCUCUGUAUCACUUUAAAAUAUAUUUAUAAAGUCUGGAGAGCACAAGAACGAGAGAUUCCCCGGCACAAAAAGGAGAAUAUCUAAACCAGUUAUUCACGCAGAUCGUUUGACAUGUAUGGCUGCAGCAGGUAAAGAUGAAAACUCUCACUGGAAAAUGUUGCACACUACCUCAAACCUGCUCUGAAUACGAAGGCCUACCUCGAAAUCUGAAGUGUGACACGACUGUUUAAACUUGAAUAUCUGACAUUCAUCCUGUCCUUUGCACAUCACAAAAAACUGAGA
Molecule: messenger RNA, 2339 nt
Organism: Labrus bergylta (ballan wrasse)
Lineage: Eukaryota; Metazoa; Chordata; Actinopteri; Labriformes; Labridae
Product: basic helix-loop-helix transcription factor scleraxis
Biological process (GO): developmental process; regulation of transcription by RNA polymerase II
Molecular function (GO): protein dimerization activity; DNA-binding transcription factor activity, RNA polymerase II-specific; RNA polymerase II transcription regulatory region sequence-specific DNA binding
Source: RefSeq, a predicted model, not a curated record